AUGGAAGCCCCGAACAGCUCAAAUACAGAGAUUAUAGGUGAGGUGUUUGCGACCAAGUAUGCCAUCCCUCUGUGUCCGCUGGACCCACCGAUGCUGGUCGAGACCAUUGACGGCCGGGUGCUUCUGUCUGGGCCUGUCAAGGCCGCCGCGCAGCCCUUGCGCCUGGUCAUUGGGGAUCACGAGGAGGCCAUCCAGUUUUACAUUGCCUCAGGCCAGGUGCUGAGUUCGCCCAGGGUGUCCUUGCUGCCAGACUUAGCGGAGUUCAUGGACGUCUUCAGCGAGCAGGAGGCAGACCGGUUGCUGCUGCACCGGCCUUAUGACUGCCCCAUUGACUUGGUGCCGGACGCGCAGCUCCCUAAGACCGGGGAUCUGAGACUCUGUUGUGAUUAUCGUCGCUUGAAUGCGAUCAUGGUGUGCAACCGUUAUCCUCUCCCCCUGAUUCCUACAUCCCGAGUGCGCGCAACCAAAAGGUGGAUGCCCUGUCCAGAAAACCUGAUUCACGAGCCCGUGGACUUAUGGCCUUGGAUAUGGAACACGCAGCGGUACGAAGAGGGGGUGGAGCAACAGAGGGCAGAGGUAGGGCCGGCCUCCCCGUGGACCUUCAACAAUGAUCUCUUGAAGUACUGGGACAGGCUUUAUGUGCCCGCGAUUCUCUCCCAGUGCCAUGACAAUCCGGCGGCAGAACAUUUUGGCCUUUUCAAGACUUUGAACCUGGUCUCCCGUACCUUCUGGUGGCCCUCCUGCGCCACCGCCCACAUGUUUAUCCAGCACAUCUUCCGGCUGCACGGCCUACCCGAUCGGGUCGUGCCGGACCGUAGAGCACAGUUCACGGCCCAGUUCUGGAAAGGGCUGAUGGAGGCUCUGGAUGUCCACAUUUGUUUGUCCUCGGUGCACCAUCCUGAAACCGACGGGGGGAUGGAGAAGGUGAUCGGGAUCUUGGAGCAGUACCUGUGCUGCUUCGUAAAUCAGCAGCAGAACAACUGGGUGGACUACCUGGCCGUGGUGGAGUUUGCAUUUAACAACUCGCAGCACACCUCCACGCAGACGAUGCCCUUCCUGGCUAACGGCGGGUAUCACCCUUGCUUCUUUCCUCUUACCCCAGUCAACUCCCCAGUCCCUGCAGUGGUGCUGGAGUUGGCUGUGGGAGAUCGCAUGUGGCUGUCCACGCUAAGAAGUUGGGCCACCGUUACCUUUGGCUGUUCCCGGUGGAGGCCGUCAUCAACCCGGUGGCCUAUCGCCUGA
Messenger RNA from Thamnophis sirtalis, 1242 nucleotides. The record is from RefSeq and is a predicted model, not a curated record. Lineage: Eukaryota; Metazoa; Chordata; Lepidosauria; Squamata; Natricidae.